Molecule: messenger RNA, 1175 nt
Organism: Oncorhynchus kisutch (coho salmon)
Lineage: Eukaryota; Metazoa; Chordata; Actinopteri; Salmoniformes; Salmonidae
Exons: 6
Coding region: 151-675 (174 amino acids)
Source: RefSeq, a predicted model, not a curated record
CAGAACUUCUCAACAUCUCUGUUUAUAAGGCCCUACAUUUGGACUGAGAAGACACCUGAACUUUCUGAAUACUUUUUGAGGAAGGCAGAGGUCAUCUUCUCUCUGCUGACUUUGUGAGACUACCAGAGCACCACCAUUGUCCAGGUCAUCAUGGGAGUCAUGACUGUGUCUGUUCUUUUCUGUGUCCUCCUCACCUUCCUGGGGACCGAGGUGACUGGGAGGUCUCCCCUAUGGUAUCCCAAUUUACCCCAACCAGUGGAGAGAUUUGCAAGAAGAUCUGAACCAAUUAAAGAUCUGUACCAGUGUCCAUCUGGGUUUUCUCGACCCAACCAUUUCUGGAGCACUUGCUACCGUUUCGACAGCAGUUUGAAGUCAAUGUCGGCGGCAAAUAAUGCAUGCCGUCAAAGAGGUGGAUCCCUUGCUUCUAUCACUAACAGUAAGGUGUACGAGUAUGCUCUUUCCCUGGUAGAAGAUGGAUAUAUCUGGGUUAAGGGGAGCCAUGAGUCUGGAUUUCCCCAGAAGAACUGGUUGAAAGGCUCUGUGCGUGACCAGAAUGGAAAGCAUGAGGGCUGCUUGGCAUUGGUGAAAUUUGGUGAAAAAACAGGUUUUGAUGAUAUCAGCUGUUCCAGAGUGGACAACACCGCGUUCGCUCUCUGCGAGAUAGAAACGUCUUAAUUCUUCGUGUAAGAAGGCUAAACAGAGAGUGGAUUUUGCCAAAACUCUCUGAUUUUCUUUUUCUACUAUCGCACCAAAUUGUUCUGAAUUGACUUUAAGUCUAAUACUCAGAGACAAUAUCAUGAAAAGUGAUGUAAUAGCUACAGAUUCAUACAUAAUGAUACAUUGAUUCAAUUGUGUUUCACGUGGCCUUUUUUCUACUGAAAUUAAUAGUCUGGUUUUGCAAUGGAAUUGUCACUGUAGUAUUCUGGAAGCUAUCUUUAAGAUACUGUACCAAACAUGUGGGUACAUACAAAAAGGUUUGAUUCCCUUACAAUCCCAUUUCAAGAUGAAUUAUAUAAUUAUGAAAACAUACAGUUAUUCUCAAUACUUACGCUAACAGUGGAAAUAGUCUAUAUCCAUUAUAUCUGGAAUAUCUAUUGAAUUUGUGAAAUUGUUGUGCCAUGUACAUCCCUCCUUGCUUCCUUGCAUAUCUUUUUGAAUAAAAACAUUCAGCAUCA